Messenger RNA from Cavia porcellus (domestic guinea pig), 1873 nucleotides. Its product is annotated as keratin, type II cuticular Hb1. Bases 66 to 1565 code for a protein of 499 amino acids. The record is from RefSeq and is a predicted model, not a curated record. The transcript has 9 exons. NCBI's taxonomy places the organism in Eukaryota, Metazoa, Chordata, Mammalia, Rodentia, Caviidae. Gene Ontology annotation, molecular function: structural constituent of skin epidermis. Gene Ontology annotation, biological process: intermediate filament organization; keratinization. Gene Ontology annotation, cellular component: keratin filament.
GGAGUUUUGGCCAGGACUCCGGAUCUCCCAUUGUACCCCCAGCAGCUCACGCCUUCACAAGCACCAUGACCUGUGGAUCUGGAUUUGGAAGCCGCGUGUUCAGCUGCGCCUCCGCCUGCGGGCCUCGGCCAGGCCGCUGCUGCAUCACCGCCGCCCCCUACCGCGGCAUCUCCUGCUACCGCGGCCUCACAGGAGGCUUCGGAAGCCGCAGCGUCUGCGGGGCCUUCCACACAGGCGCCUAUGGACGCAGCUUCGGAUACCGCUCUGGAGGGGUGUGCGGCCCCAGCCCGCCCUGCAUCACCAGCGUGUCGGUCAAUGAGAGCCUCCUCACACCCCUCAACCUGGAGAUCGACCCCAAUGCGCAGUGCGUGAAGCACGAGGAGAAGGAGCAGAUCAAGUGCCUCAACAGCAGGUUCGCUGCCUUCAUCGACAAGGUGCGCUUCCUGGAGCAGCAGAACAAGCUGCUGGAGACCAAGCUGCAGUUCUACCAGAACCGUGAGUGCUGCCAGAGCAACCUGGAGCCGCUGUUUGAGGGCUACGUGCAGACGCUGAGGCGGGAGGCCGAGUGUGUGGAGGCCGAUGGCGGGAGGCUGGCUGCAGAGCUCAACCACGUGCAGGAGGUGCUGGAGGGCUUCAAGAAGAAGUAUGAAGAAGAAGUUGCACUUCGGGCCACAGCAGAGAACGAGUUUGUAGCUCUGAAGAAGGACGUGGACUGCGCCUACCUACGCAAGUCAGACCUGGAAGCCAACUCAGAGGCGCUGCUGCAGGAGAUCGACUUCCUGAGGCGACUGUACGAGGAGGAGAUCCGAGUUCUCCAGGCCCACAUCUCAGACACCUCAGUCGUCGUGAAGAUGGACAACAGCCGGGAUCUGAACAUGGACUGCGUUGUGGCUGAGAUCAAGGCUCAGUAUGAUGACAUUGCUACCCGCAGCCGGGCAGAGGCCGAGUCCUGGUACCGCACCAGGUGUGAAGAGAUCAAGGCUACAGUGAUCCGGCAUGGGGAGACCCUGCGCCGCACCAGGGAAGAGAUUAAUGAGCUGAAUCGUAUCAUCCAGAGGCUGACAGCUGAGAUUGAGAAUGCCAAGUGCCAGAACACCAAGCUGGAGACUGCAGUGACCGAGUCUGAGCAGCAGGGUGAGGCGACCCUCAACGAUGCCAAGUGCAAGCUGGCCGGGCUGGAGGAGGCCCUGCAGAAGGCCAAGCAGGACAUGGCCUGCCUGCUCAAGGAGUACCAGGAGGUGAUGAACUCCAAGCUGGGCCUGGACAUCGAGAUCGCCACCUACAGGCGCCUGCUGGAGGGCGAGGAGCAGAGGCUAUGUGAAGGUGUUGGUGCCGUGAAUGUCUGUGUCAGCAGCUCCCGAGGCGGGGUCGUCUGUGGUGACCUGUGCGUAUCCGGCUCCCGGCCAGUGGCAGGCAGUGUCUGCAGUGCCCCUUGCACUGGAAACGUGGCGGUGAGCACCGGCCUGUGUGCACCCUGCAACUCCGGUGCAUCUUGCAGAGUGGGCUCCUGUGGCAUCAGUUCCUUAGGUGUAGGCUCCUGCACCAGCAGCUGCAGGAAGUGUUAGGCCCCCAGCUCCAGCCCAGGCCUAGGUCUCCACAUGUCUAGCUCAACCAGCCCAACCCAGGGGCCUGCAUCAAGGGCGUAGGAUUUCCAUGUGAUCCUUGCUCCUGGGCUUUUGCUGCACUGAGAUGGACUACUCCAGAAGUCACCUUGGAGCCCACAGGAAGACGACUUGGGCCUCCAGGACCAGGGCCAGGGCCCUCUCCUGAGCUAACAUGGGCUCAGUAGUUAGAGCCCCAAGCCUUUCCCCCUUCCUCCUCUGCUUUCUUCAUUCCUGCUUUGCUUCAUGAUUCCAAUAAAUCAAUGUAGCUA